Messenger RNA from Linum tenue, 3251 nucleotides. Lineage: Eukaryota; Viridiplantae; Streptophyta; Magnoliopsida; Malpighiales; Linaceae. The record is from the annotation of a GenBank genome assembly.
AUGGGGGUUUUGUUGAGAGAAGUUUUGAGGCUGCUCUGCGGCGUCAAUCACUGGUCUUAUGCUGUGUUUUGGAAGAUUGGCAUCCAGAAUCCUAAAAUCUUUGCAAUUUUCUGCUUGGUAGCCGAGAAGAUAAGGUUGUUAAUAUGGGAAGAUUCGUACCACGACUCUGCAUCGUCUUCUUCUCACAAGCCUGUCUCUUCCUUUGGAGAAUGGGAAGGUUUCCGUGGUACUGAUGCCCAGUCCUCAAUGCUGGGGCUUCAAGCUGGGGGUAAUGGUGUGGAUUCGCUUGUAAACAAAAUGAUGAUGGAUAAUCAGGUUAUCAUAGUGGGAGAAGGAAUUGUGGGGCGAGCUGCAUUUACCGGCAACCAUGAUUGGAUUCUUUCUAACAAUUAUACAGGACACUCUCAUCCUCCGCAGGUUGUUAAUGAGAUUCGCCACCAGUUUUCUGCUGGAAUGCAGACUAUUGCAGUUAUUCCCAUAUGUCCCCAUGGUGUAGUGCAGCUUGGUUCUUCAUUGACGAUUUCAGAAAACUCGGGAUUUGUGAAUAAUGUAAAGAGUUUGAUCCUGGAACUAGGAUGCAUACCUGGAGCACUGCUGUCUGAUAACCAUGAAGAAAAAGACUUGACUGAAAGAAUUGGGAUACCUAUUUCUUUCAGACAGCCCAUUUCCCCACAUUUCUCGAAGGUCCCAACUCCCACUUCUUUGCUGACUGAAACUUUGAAGCUGCAAAACUUCAAAUCAUCGCACUCUUCAAAAGUUCCCUCUCUUCCCCAGAUUGGACAUUGCCAGGAUAAUCUAAAGUCUCCUGCUGCUUCCAUAAUUUGUGGGCCAAAUCUAACUGAUGGAGUAGCUCAAGUGAUUCCCCCAAUUCAUGAACCAUCGCUAAACCACCGCCGCACAUCAAAUUUCAGCUCCAUGACUGGAUUUCAUCAUCCUACCACUGGUCAUUCUGAUGCCAGCAACACUGUUUUAUCAUUACCGGAACAGCAGGUAGUGCUAGAAUCUUGUGGCCCCUCUCAUUUUGGAAAUACAAAGAAUGCAACUGACAGCUUUUCUAUGACGAGAAGAAAGGGGAAUGGAAAUCAUUUUUCUAUUGGAGUACAUGGGAAUGUACAAACUUCAACUCCUUGUUUGCCCACCGAUUCAUCAAAUAUGGGGAGGCUUGACUCAACAAGGGUGGUGGAUCAAACAAGUAAUGGUGGCAGUGGUAUGCUUGGAGAUGAUUCUAAUUGCAGAUUCAACUCAUCCACCAAUUUUAAUCAUGGUGACAUUACAUCACAAGCAACAAUGCAGAAGAUGGAUAGAGAUCUGUUUCAACCCUUGAACUUGCAGUCAAUCCAACUAACUGGGCAUCAAAGUGGAAGUCAAAGUACAAUUACAGUGAACAACGAAAUUACCAAUUCAUUUGCUGCUCUAUAUCCGUCUGGAGACGACUUGUAUGACAUCUUGGGGGUGGAUUUCAGAAACAAGCUAUUGGGUGGCAAGUGGAAUAAUGUGAUCACAGAUGGGUCUCAUCAAAAGUCUGAAACUAUGGUUGAAGAGAAGAAAGGUUCUGAUUUCUACAGCACUACCUUACCUGCAACGGGUACUAGUGACCAUCUUUUGGAAGCUGUGGUAUCUAGGGCCCACUCUAGCACGAAGCAGAACUCGGAUGACAGCAAUUCAAGUAGAACGACUGUGACCAAGGCAAGCAGUCCUUCUGUUCCUAGUGCGCAUCAUACGUAUGGCCUGGUUAGCGUGCCUGACCCGGUGAAAAGGGAAACUUUUGACCUUCCUGGAAGAGGUAGAACAACAACGGAUGACGUGGGAAGUUGUUCUCAGACGACUUCAUUUUAUGGAUCUCAGCUGAGUUCACUUGGUAGCCAUAAUGGGAGGCGGGACAAUAGUAUAUCAACAUCUGGAUUUCCCAAGAAGAAUGAAGAAUCAAGCAACAAACCUAACCGUAAGCGGCUGAAGCCUGGAGAAAAUCCUAGGCCUAGGCCCAAGGAUCGCCAAAUGAUCCAAGAUCGCGUGAAGGAGUUGCGUGACAUUGUACCAAAUGGAGGCAAGUGUAGCAUUGAUGCUCUUCUUGAACGCACCAUUAAGCAUAUGCUUUUCCUGCAAAGUGUUACCAAGCAUGCCGACAAGCUCAAGCAUACUGCGGAGUCAAAGUUUAUUAGAAAAGACGGCGGAGUACUCUUGAAGGAUAAUUUUGAGGGAGGGGCAACAUGGGCAUUUGAAGUUGGGUCGCAGUCUAUGGUGUGUCCUAUUGUUGUCGAGGAUUUGAAUCUUCCCCGUCAGAUGCUUAUUGAGAUGCUUUGUGAAGAGCGAGGUUUCUUUCUGGAAAUAGCUGAAAUGAUUAGAGGAAUGGGGCUGACAAUUUUGAAAGGUAUCAUGGAGGUUCGCAAUGAUAAGAUAUGGGCUCACUUUGUGGUGGAGGCAAACAGGGAUGUAACGAGGAUGGAAAUAUUCAUGUCACUUGUUCAUCACCUGCAGCAAACCAUAAAAGGCAGCAGCACAUUAUCAGCAAAUGCCGUGGAGAUCAGCAGCAAUAUGAUGGCUCAGCAGCAUGGUUUCACCCAGGCUGCUGCUUCCAUCCCUGCAACUGGUGGGCUGAUUAGUUUACAGUGAAGAAGAAACUGGCCCCCGCAAAAGUAGUUUUUCUGCAGUGCCGGGGAAUCGUUAAGAGCAAGCGCUGGUCUUCGCUUGCCAUGACUAGCAGGACUUCCGGUCCAAAGCUCUCUUGCUCUCUCUCUCGCGGCUGUGUACAUUUUGCUUGCUAACCUUCAUGGCAGAUGCCUAUAGGGAUCAAACUGCUGCAGCUGAUCGAUGACUCAAUCCUAUUAGCGAAGGACCAUGUUUUUGUGACUAUGUAGAAGUGAAGGAUGCAGAAUUUUGAUUUAAGAUUGUUGAUCUUCAUGGCUAAUCCUUCUGUAAGCUGGUUUGUUAGUAAGUGUGAGAAAUGUAUGACAUAGGGUGGUGGGGUUUAAUGAAGUGAAGUCAUGUUUGCCAGGGACUUGCCCUCUUUUCGUUCUCAUUGGUUUUCAUUGUAAGUUCUGUAUUAGGGAUGACCUGUGAGAUUCUUGCUGACCCACUGAAUCCUGGUUUCUUAAUCUGUUGAACUCUCAAUGUAGUAUGUAUGCUAGCAUGAUUGCAUUUGCCUGUUUGGCUUAGCUGAGGUGAUUAUCAGUGGGUCUUUGUGCAGUAAAAAGUGAGGUGAUAUGAGAAGAUGAACAAUGAGUCUCAUGUGAAAUCAGGGUAUCUAGCAAGAA